Molecule: messenger RNA, 1074 nt
Organism: Bombina bombina (fire-bellied toad)
Lineage: Eukaryota; Metazoa; Chordata; Amphibia; Anura; Bombinatoridae
Gene: CENPQ
Product: centromere protein Q
Exons: 9
Coding region: 210-995 (261 amino acids)
Source: RefSeq, a predicted model, not a curated record
ACCAAUGGAGAGCUUGAAUCUAAGGAAUUGUGGGACUGGUAGUCCUAUUGGUGCCUGGCAGCUUUGAGAAAUACUUAAUAAGACUUCAAGCCCCAGCGUGACAUGAAUGCGUCCAGUGGUUGUAAAAAGCGUCACGCCCACCCUCGUCGGGGAAUUAUGGUUCCUGACCUGUAGUGAUGAGAUAGGUUGGAGCGCAGGAGACAGAAGUAAUGGCAAAGAGAAAAAAUACAAAGAAUAAUAGAAAGGAAACCACAACUACAGGAGUUCGGAAGAAAACCACAAAGAGCAAAAAGCAAAGCUCUAAUGAGGAUCAGAGGCCCAGUAAAACACAGCGUAGAAGCAUCACCGAUGAUGAUCAACAGCCAAAUAAAGCACAAGGUCAUGAACCACCACAAAAAUCUAUCCGUGUAACUCAGACAGCAGAGCAGAAACCAUUAACAACUUCUGUUAUAGAGCAUAUUCAGUGUUGCAUUGAAACUGCAAUGUUGUCAGUUUUGAGCAGAAAGAUUCCUGGCCGUCAAGUUAUACAAGAGCUACUUACAUCCCUCAAACAGAGACUUCUUAGACAGUGCAAGAAAAUGAAGGCCCCCUCUACCAAACUGGGAAAUCUGAAGCACCUACGCAGAGAUUUGGCUGAUGAACAAAAUAGGAUGGAAGCUAAUGAAGCUGCUUUGAAAUCUUUAGAGGAUGAGCUUAAGAAAGCUGUGGAGACCACACAACGAAUAGAAGAGGAAAUUGUGCCUCUGCAAGAAAAGCUUGACCAUUUGAGACCAGAGUUAGAGGAAGAGCAGCAACUGGAGGACGGGAGUUUGAACUCUGAUGCUCUACAAAUUCCAAAAACAUCCUUUGAGACAGUAACUACUCAGGAAAAUGUUCAGUUGUUGAAGAACCCCAACUUGCUAUUGAAAGAACUUUGUUUGAUAGAAUCAACGCCUGCUGCAAAGGACUUACGAAGGCUUAUUGAGAAAUCCUAUGCUGAAACGGAUAAACUAUAAUCAUAAGCUUAGCAGAAACCUCUCUCUUUCAAAUCGUGUAAUACACUUUUAUUCAAUAAUAAAUACUUAUUUAAUAUAA